AUUUUUUAAGAAAAGACUUGUAAAAGGAAAAGAGAAGGAAACAAAAGUCGGCCAGCGCGCGCGCUCACAGUGCAGGACCAAAGACGACGAGGAUGUUCGCUUUCGUGCGCUUCUUGGAGGACGACGUGUGCUACGCGCUGCCGGUCUCCAGUGUGAAGGAUUUCAGACCUCGGCACAAGACGGACUUCGACAACCAGAAGGUGUAUGUGGUGCACCGGACCGAGGAGCAUGGCACAGGCCAGCCGGGCAAGGCGCAGAUCCUGGCCCUGUCAGAAAAUAUCCAAGAGUUUGAGAACAGUAUUCUCCAGAAGAAGAUGAAGAUUCCCAAAAUGUCCUCUAACGACAUGGACAAUUCACCACAGAACCAUUUUGAGGAGGAUGCAAUGCCACUCAGACAUAAAAAGGCACAAGAACAUGGACGCUCAAGUGCCAACUCGUCAAAAAGCCUCGCUGCUGUGGUGGCAAGGCUGGAGCGCAACGCCGUGAACUCGUACGCCGAGGGAGAGGAAGAUUACGAAGACAGUCUUGUGGAGGACUGUGGAGGGACAGAUGAGGCGGUGGUCCCACGGGUGCUCUAUGAGGAGCUGGUGCGGAGUUACAGACAGCAAGAGGAGGAAAUGCAGCGCCUCCAGCAGGAACUGGAACGCACGCGCAGGCAGCUGGUGCAGCAAGCCAAGAAAUUAAAGGAAUACGGCAGCUUAAUGACCGAAGUCAAAGAGCUGAGGGACUUCAACAGGAGGUUACAAGACGUACUGCUCAUGAGGCUCGGCAGCGAACCCAUGCUUGACAACGGCACUCAGACAAUCAAAAUAGAGCAAGUAGAGCCAGUAAUAGAGCCACAGGAAAUCUGUCGAGAAGAAGCAAAUGCCAGCUCAAGCUCGAGCCACUCGCCUUCUCCAAGAACAGUAUACACGUUCAACGACGGAAAGGUACAUCUGGGUGGAGGUAUCUGGGUAGACGAGGAAAAAUGGCACCAGCUUCAGCGAACACAAGGAGACUCCAAAUUCACCAAAAACCUUGCUGUCAUGAUCUGGGGCACAGAAACACUAAAGAACAGAAGUGUCACUGGGGUGGCCACCAAAAAGAAGAAAGACGCGUUACCAAAGCCCCCUUUAUCACCUAGUAAACUCAAAAUUGUCAGAGAAUGUCUGUUUGACAGAAUAUCACAAGAAACCGCAGACAGUGCCGAGAUCACACAGAGACUGUCCAAAGUAAACAAAUACAUCUGCGAAAAGAUCAUGGAUAUCAACAAAUCCAUCAAGAACGAGGAGCGGCGGGAAUCGAAACUGCUCAUCAGGCAGUCGGUCAAGAUGGACAACUUCAACUACGAUGGCAUGUAGUGUUAAAAGUUGUCACCAUCGCUCACUCUGUUUUCUAUGGCGAGCCUCAAAACGGAAAAGGGAAAUGGAAUUUGGUCCCCCCCCCUCCUCCUCCCCGUUCUGGCCCUUUGCUAGGAUUUUCACAAAUUAUUAAAGAUUAGGGGAGGAGGAGGAGGAGGAAGAGGAAGAAACACCCAACACUUGCAGGCGUCCCAGACGUAGCAGAGGCACAAAGGUACAGGGAGGAGAUCUGGGCGCCCGCUGAGACGGAGUGACGCUAACAGUCCAUGUACAGUGCAGGCGGGAGCGGCUGGCGAGGUGGCGCGACGUAGCUAACGGCCUCUUAGACGUCCGUCUGUUCGGGAAGCUCACGGCUUCUGCCAGCUCGAGCCCAAAUUGGUGCAGGUAAUGGUUUUUCGGUGUAAAUGAUGUACAUAAAAAAAGCUUUUGAGUGCCAAAAUGACUCCGGUCACAUGCAAUACGUUAACGCUUCGAUUGGUUUGGUUUGGGUUUUUUUUUUUCCCCCCUUCCCCUCCAAUUGGUGGUCUCCCUGCAGCAUUUUAAAGACAAACAAAAAGGCCCAAGCACACCUGCUCAUGCACUUUGACUGCGAUGACCGUAAGCCAAGCGCCCGCCUGCCACCUUACCAGCAUUUGAAGCGGCUCGUCACACUGGAGGCCCUUCGCCAUCUUGUCUUCUGCCGAUGCCUGACUCAGUCGCUCUGCGCAUUUCAUGCCAAGUCCUGUACGUGAAUCGGAGCUCACUUGCUUUUUAGGAAUUCUGUCGAUGAUGUGGCACGUCGUGAUUUUAAUCUGUGGAGUUUUUUUCUUUUUCCAACCAACCAAAAAGGCGCACAGAGGGUCUCACUUGGGCCGAGGUUUUCAUUUUACUGUCGAGAGAGAGGCUUGCUGUAGGGAGCAAAGUGAGAAACGGCGACAACUUCUAGCAAGACAUGCCAUCCCAGCGUUGUCUUUAUUUGUCUUUUUUUAUUUCUUAUAUAAAACUGAGGCUUGUUUGGCUGAGUACAGCUGGUAACGAGUGCUGCAUUAGGAGUUCUGAACUGUGACCACCUUCGUUCGUUUGUUCGUUCGUUUGUUCGUUUGUUUUAAUUUCUCUUUUUGAACUGUGAUUAUCCUGCUGGUUUGGCUCAAACGGACUCGUUGCCUCCUGCCAGGCCCUUUCUUCUCUCCUUCAGCUCCAUUAGUCUUGAGGUUUUCAGGGUUUUUCACUUCCUGUAUAUAAUUUCUAUCAGUUUGUUUGCCUAUUUUGAUAGUUCAGUGUUCCUCUGUCACCUUCAGUCGGUACCGUUAGAAAUUCUCCUUCGCUAGGCUGCUUAUUAGAGU
This is a messenger RNA of Polypterus senegalus (gray bichir), 2662 nucleotides long. RefSeq names its product BEN domain containing 5 (gene bend5). Lineage: Eukaryota; Metazoa; Chordata; Cladistia; Polypteriformes; Polypteridae. Gene Ontology annotation, biological process: negative regulation of DNA-templated transcription. Gene Ontology annotation, molecular function: DNA binding. The record is from RefSeq and is a predicted model, not a curated record. Bases 93 to 1340 code for a protein of 415 amino acids. The transcript is spliced from 6 exons.